Zea mays is the source of this 1897-nucleotide messenger RNA. RefSeq lists its product as uncharacterized. The transcript is spliced from 4 exons. Bases 360 to 1433 code for a protein of 357 amino acids. Lineage: Eukaryota; Viridiplantae; Streptophyta; Magnoliopsida; Poales; Poaceae. The record is from RefSeq and is a predicted model, not a curated record.
AGCUGCGUUGUGUGAACUGGAGACCAACGGUCCACGGACGGCACACCUCCAAAUCUUCGUCCUCUUCGCGCACCCGAAAACCUCCUCGAUCGCCUGCAUCGACCCGGCCAAUAGAACCCUACGAAAUCUCGAUUCUCGCAAACUGUCAGGGCGGCAGAAAACGCGUUGACCAUUCACACCCCUUCGCCCCACCCUCCAGAUCCCGACCAGGCGGCGCGCCCCCGCCCUCGCCGGGGAUACCGGAUCUGCCGUCGAGCCGCCGGGGCACCACGGCCGAUGCGACCAGCACAGCACCGCUGCCAGAAUCGCCGACGAAUCGGCUGACGCGGUAAACUAGUCUCCCGCCCGGCUGCCAGCCGAUGGGCACCUGCGGGCUCGCCGCGGUCGUCGCGCUACUCCUCGCCUCGGCUCUACUCCCUGGCCCCGAUUCCGCUUCAGCCAGAAGCCUUCUGGAAGGCGAGAACCCCAGCUCCGGCGAGAGGAGGUUGUUUGGGUCUCCACAGGACGCUCCUGCACCAGCCGUUUCUGGCCAGUCUUCAGCCGCGGGGCAGCAGACUGAGAACAAGCGGCAUCAGGAAUCACUGCCGCCGGUGACGUCACCACCGCCGCCGCCGCCCACGCAGGAGACUAAUUCGCAGAAGGCAGCCAGUCCUCCCCCAGGACCCAAUGUCGGGACGGGGCAGGAGGACACAGGGAGUCAAGGGAGGAGGGAGGAGACUGACAAACUGAAGGAGGCCAUGGAGAAGUGUGACGCCUCGCAUAAGUGUUCCUCUGGAAACGAAUUUUCUGCUUGCCUUCAGGUUCCUGAUAAUGCUUUAGUUGGGCCAUACAUUAUUGUCCACAAUGAAGGCCAACAUGAUAUGGACAUUGAUGUCAAAGAACCAUCAUCAAAUACAAACAAUGAUAAAAAGCCUCUACAUCUUGUCAAAGGUGCCUUUGGACAGAUGAACAUAACAUAUACCGCUUCAGAUGGUGGGAAUGUUACUUUAAGUGAUGGGAAAAAUGUGGACUGCAUCAUACAUGUUGGGGGGACAGUAGAGAGGCAAUCAGUUUCUGAUUUGCAAAAACAGUUUCAGCAGGUUGCAGCCUAUGCAAUGCAUUUGAAUCCAAUUUAUGGAGCCUCUUUUUUUGUUUUCGCUGUUGUUUUGGUUAGCGUUGUAUGUGUCUGUUGUAAGUUUGCGAAGAGGAGAGGCAAUGAUGGACUCCCGUACCAACAGCUUGAGAUGGGAGGUCAGGCACCGAACUCUUCAGGUGUAGACAUCACUGCAACCACCACAGACGGCUGGGAACACGACUGGGAUGAUGACUGGGAUGAUGAAGCAGCAGCAGGACCUGUAGAUAAAAAACCUACAAGCAGUGUCUCAGCAAAUGGCCUUCCGUUGAGAUCACAGACGAAUAGCAAAGAUGGUUGGAACGUGGAUUGGGAUGACUAAGCUCCUACAGAAGAACUUUGAAUGGGGAUGUCAAGUGAGAUAGAAGAUACUUCCAUCUGCCUGACUUGUAGGAAAGAGUCGAACAAGGACAACUAAAACUCGAACUGAUGGAACUCAGGCUUGGUAAAGUAACCCAUAUCCUGGAAAGGUGAAGGAUUGGCUCACUUCAUACGGUUUGUACCAUAGUGUUCACCUUUUUUCUAUCUGAGCUGAUAACUGUUAGCAGUACAGAUUUUAGUUCUUUUUGGGUUGUAAUACUACAGCAGAAGUUGUUAGUAUAUAUCGAAAACACAUUUUAUUCUUUUUUUUUUUGGGGGGGGGGGGGGGGGGGGGGUAAUUAUUCUCUUUUGUACACACUCCUGAGUACCAUAUCAUUAGUGUAUCAUUGAUGCUGCACGCUUGGACUGGUUGGAAGCAGAUCCUGCUGAGCUGCCAUAUCAAAUGCUACACAUAAUUUGCUUGCA